Serpula lacrymans var. lacrymans S7.9 is the source of this 632-nucleotide messenger RNA. RefSeq lists its product as uncharacterized. Bases 214 to 570 code for a protein of 118 amino acids. Gene Ontology annotation, molecular function: RNA nuclease activity; RNA binding. The transcript is spliced from 4 exons. NCBI's taxonomy places the organism in Eukaryota, Fungi, Basidiomycota, Agaricomycetes, Boletales, Serpulaceae. The record is from RefSeq and is a predicted model, not a curated record.
GCCAGUUCGAGUUAUGCUCACGUUUACGAUGAUCUGGCGCCUCCAACGCCUGCAGCUCCUCAUCCAACUGUUCCCCGUGGUUAUAGCUGUGUCUGCCCAACCGCCCCAGUUUCCACGAGCGCAGUCGUGACGAAAAAGAAGCAACGAACGACUGUCCCCACUGUUAUCCAGCCGUUCACAUAUACCUCGGGUGCCCUCGAGAGAGCGAUUGGCAUGGGUACAGCUGUAACGACUGCACCAGAUCCAACGCGUACUCUAUAUCCCCACAUCUUUCACAACUAUGGAGGAAGAAUCACCUACGCAUCAGGUUGCCCUACUAGUGCCACUGUUGUCGAGUUUCCGAUGUGGAGUAACCCUGCCCAACCAGGAGCAGACACGAAUCGCGUGUUGUAUGGCUAUAACAAUUUUGAGUUCUGUGGUUGCAUUACCCACCUUGGGGCUGCCAACCCAGGUGGAUUUAUUCAGUGUCGAUACCCAGUCCCAGUCGUCGCCCAGGCAGACGAAGAGAAUGAUGAUCAGGUGGAUAAUGGAGGCUAUGUCGACCAAAAUCAGGUUCCGUUAAUUGUAUGAGCUUUUAGGUUUUGCUGUACGGUGUAUGAUAUUUUGGUGUGAACGGUAACCAAUUCCGAUCU